Messenger RNA from Naumovozyma castellii, 1467 nucleotides. It is a transcript of the gene PAC1, whose product is annotated as Pac1p. The record is from RefSeq and is a predicted model, not a curated record. NCBI's taxonomy places the organism in Eukaryota, Fungi, Ascomycota, Saccharomycetes, Saccharomycetales, Saccharomycetaceae. The transcript has a single exon. Bases 1 to 1467 code for a protein of 488 amino acids.
AUGAACAGCUGGCAACUCCCUUUAUCAGAGGCCCAAAAGAAGGACUUGGAUAUCAAUGUUUUGCAAUAUAUCAGAUGGUGUUGUGAAGCUAGAUCUGAUAGCCAAAAGUUGACGCACGAGGAAAAGCAAAUUCUAAUAGACAAAUUGUCUAUUUUACUAGAUGUUGACUUGGAAAAAUCGGAUUCUAUAAGUGCAGAGAAGCCAUUAACUCUGCCGAGAAAAUGGAAUUCAAUUGUUAGAUUACAACAUCGAAUAAUGUCUUUAGAACAGCAUUCAAGAGAUCUAACGGAAGAGCUAGAAUCCCUAAACGCGCAGAUUAAUAAUAACGGACCUCAAAUAUUAAACAAACUGAAAAUUAAUAUUAAUUGGAUACCCAAAAAUUAUCCUCAAUGUUCAAUAACACUAGAAACGUCUAUCUCAGCCAUUAAGUUACAUCCACAGCUCCCAAUAAUAUUUAUCGGGACGGAUAAUGGAAAACUUUACGCAUAUGAUAUCUUUAACUACUCACUUCCCUUAGAUUCAACUCAGGCCCAUAUUAAAGGAAUAACGUCAAUUGACGCCAUUAUGGAAUUCAAAAAUAAUAAUAAAACCGAAGAACCAUCUGCAAUAAUAGCUACUAGUUCAAAAGAUCUGUCCAUUAAAUUAUUUAGAUGGUCUGCUAAGGAAAAUAAGUUUCUCCUGUUUCGAGUAUUGAUGAAUCACGAACAUAUCGUCUCAGAAGUUAAAUUGUUCCGUAAAUUGAAUAAUAUAUAUCUGGCAUCAUGUUCAAGAGAUACUUCCAUUCGAAUAUGGACCGCAGAAGAUGGAAUGAUUUUGAAUUCAUUUCAUCCACAUAAUGAAUGGGUUCGGUGUUUAGAUGUCUCUGGAGAUUUUGUAUUGUCCGGAUCUCAAGAUGCGAGUCUAAGAUUGACUCAUUGGCCCUCCGGGAACGGUUUAUCGAUAGGUAUUGGACAUGAAUUCCCAAUUGAAUCUGUAAAAUUCAUUUUACCAUUAUCGACCAAUGAAAAAGCAAGUCCAACUAUUAAUUAUUUAAGGAAGCCUCUAGAAAUUGAUUCUGAUUAUGAAAAAAUGAGUUUCAAAUAUUGUGCCUCUGCAAGCAGGGAUCGUUUAAUAAAAAUAUGGGAAAUUCCAACACCAAGAUUUGUUAUGCAUAGGCCGCCAGUCCCUAACAGCAGUAAUUCGAAUUUUAAAUGUAUAAUGACUUUAAAAGGACAUGCUUCCUGGGUAAAGGAUUUGAGGAUAAGAGGUAAUUAUUUAUUCUCUUGUAGUGAUGAUAAAACAAUACGAUGCUGGAAUUUAGAGAAUGGAGAAUGUGUUAAACAAUGGACAGAUUUGCAUUCUGGAUUUGUUACUUGCCUUGAUAUGGAUCCAGACGGUGGAACUAAUGAUACGGGUCAACAAUCAUUACAAAGAGAGAUUAUGGCAACUGGUGGAUUAGAUUCAAAAUGUAAUAUUUUAUUCCGUUAA